AUGUGCUCCUCACUCAUCGACGUUUCGAUUGCGAAGCGCUGGAACAAAAAGAUUGGCAUUCCCGAUCAUUUUCUAUACCUUUUUGGUCACAGCAUCAUCGUAGAAAUUUUAAUGAAACUGCAGAGUAUGCCGAUGUCUGUGUUGCUAUCGCGGUUGUGUCCGCUUGGGUUGGAAAGCUUGGUGUACGCACUGAUGGCAGGCUUCUCCAGCCUCGGAAGAAGUGGCAGCACUACACUUGGAGCUGUUGUGAUGGCGUACAUUUGGCCUGUGAAGACAAAAGUCCCAUGCGACUACAGCAAUCUGCCAUGGCUAGUUUUCUUUUCUCAUGGCAUCGUGCCGGCAAUCACUAUUCCUUUCGUCUUCCUGCUCAUACCUUCCGCACACAUUUGUGACAAACUUGACAUUAAUGGACGCGUGAUCCUCAAUGAGGUUGAGGAGGAGGACCUGAAGAAGGCGGAGAGCAAAGGCAAACGUCCAACUGGGGCCUCAGAGUAA
Molecule: messenger RNA, 495 nt
Organism: Phytomonas sp. EM1
Lineage: Eukaryota; Euglenozoa; Kinetoplastea; Trypanosomatida; Trypanosomatidae
Source: the annotation of a GenBank genome assembly